AUGUGGACGCUGAGCCGAACCGUACAGAAUGCAUACCCACCACGCAUCAAUUUUUUCUUCUCUGAGGGGAACCACAGCGAGGUUCCCACGCAUGCAGACAGGGCCAGCCUCAGAACCAGGAGUAACGUGCAGUUUGGUCGGCCCAGUUUUGGUCAGAUGUUCUACGGAACCUCCUCCAAAGAGGACUACCCGAGACGAGAGGGGGCCCGGGCCCAGCCCCACACACACCCCUCUGGACGUGUGCUCUCCGGCCUGGAACCAGAACCUGCUAUCACAACGAUGCAGAGAGACUUCCGUCCCUCAAACGGAAAAAGGCAGGAGCUGCCCCCCUCUCAAUUAAAACAGAUUAAAGAGAGUCACAUCAGUCCACCCUGUGAGAAGCACCACUUCAACACAACCCACAACGAGGCCUUUACAUCAUUUCCUCUGUCAAAAACAUCAGCAAUGAACCCACAGAGACUCCAGCACAGCUACGUCCCCCUGUAGAAACUCACACACACACACACACACACACACACACACACACACACUGUUACCUUUAAAACAAAUAAACACA
Alosa alosa (allis shad) is the source of this 556-nucleotide messenger RNA. RefSeq lists its product as uncharacterized. The transcript has 4 exons. The coding region runs from base 1 to 486 and encodes 161 amino acids. The record is from RefSeq and is a predicted model, not a curated record. NCBI's taxonomy places the organism in Eukaryota, Metazoa, Chordata, Actinopteri, Clupeiformes, Clupeidae.